Molecule: messenger RNA, 1769 nt
Organism: Centropristis striata (black sea bass)
Lineage: Eukaryota; Metazoa; Chordata; Actinopteri; Perciformes; Serranidae
Product: endothelin receptor type B-like
Exons: 8
Coding region: 347-1591 (414 amino acids)
Biological process (GO): vasoconstriction; G protein-coupled receptor signaling pathway; regulation of blood pressure
Cellular component (GO): membrane
Molecular function (GO): endothelin receptor activity
Source: RefSeq, a predicted model, not a curated record
GGUGCGUCAGAGCGCAGUUGGAGAAGCGGGAGCGCAGGAUCGUGGCGCACAGCUGGACACACAGUGGGCACACCGUGAAAUUUCACUGCUGGAACUCACCGAACAAAUCGUAAUUAUUCACCGAGCAUCAGGCCGAUUAGUGGAACUCUGCAGGAAUAGUGACCGGGAAACUUUAGUCUGGUCCUGAGCACAACAGAACAGCGCGACACGGAAGCAGGAAUCAGAGUGAGACCCCUGCCGCCCAGCUCCGAGCAAGGCCCGAUGCGUGGAUGUGUGUGAACAUGUGUGUGUGUGAGUGGCUUUAAACGAGUGUUUGUAGACUGCUGAGUGCCUGUACUGUGUGAGGAUGAGGGCCGUCGUCGCCGCCGCGCUGUGUCUCCUGGUGGUCACAGAGGUCUCGGCCUCCCGGUUGGUCCGGGACACCCUGGGCAGCCCCGAAGCUUCAGAGCCCUCCAAGAACAACGCCUCCAUCCCGCUGCCGCCGCCGCAGCUGGGCCGGCCACGGGGCUCCUUCCCCCCCAUGUGCAUAAAGCCCACGGAGAUCAAGCACGCCUUCAAGUACGUGAACACCAUCGUGUCGUGCCUGAUCUUCGUGGUGGGGAUCAUCGGGAACUCGACGCUGCUCAGGAUCAUAUACAAGAACAAGUGCAUGAGGAAUGGACCCAACGUCCUUAUCGGCAGCCUCGCUCUGGGAGACCUGCUUUAUAUCAUCAUCGCCAUCCCCAUCAAUGUUUAUAAGCUGAUAGCUGAGGACUGGCCGUUCGGUGUUUACGUCUGCAAGUUGAUGCCGUUCAUCCAGAAAGCUUCGGUGGGAAUCACCGUGCUCAGCCUGUGUGCCCUCAGUGUGGACCGCUACCACGCAGUGACAUCAUGGAGCCGUGUGAAGGGGAUGGGGAUCCCUCUGUGGAAAGCAGUGGAGGUGACUCUGAUCUGGCUGGUUGCCGUGGCGCUCGCUGUCCCCGAGGCAUUGGCUUUCGACAUGCUGGAGCUGCCGUAUAGAGGCAACAAGCUGCGUGUGUGUCUGCUGCACCCAGAACAGACAACCAGCUUUAUGAAGUUCUACCAGGAUGUGAAAGACUGGUGGCUGUUUGGCUUCUACUUCUGCUUCCCAUUGGCCUGCACAGGAAUCUUCUACACACUCAUGUCCUGUGAGAUGCUCAGUCGCAAAAAAGGCAUGCGCAUCGCCCUCAACGACCACAUGAAGCAGCGGAGGGAAGUAGCGAAGACCGUGUUCUGCCUGGUGUUGAUCUUCGCUCUCUGCUGGCUGCCCCUUCAUCUCAGCCGUAUUCUGAAGAAAACAAUCUAUGACCAGAAUGACCCUAACAGAUGUGAACUGCUCAGCUUCCUGUUAGUGAUGGAUUACAUAGGCAUCAACAUGGCCUCCCUAAACUCCUGCAUAAACCCGAUUGCCCUCUACUUUGUCAGCCAGAAGUUUAAAAACUGCUUCCAGUCCUGCCUGUGCUGCUGGUGCUACAGAACAUCUCCGCUGGAUGAACGAGGUUCAGGAGGACGCUGGAAGGGCUCCUGUCACGGGAACGGACUAGACCGCUCCAGCUCCCGCUCCAGUCAGAAAUACACAAGCUCUUCAUAGACCCACACAUACACACACACACUCAUUCACAUUUUCAGCCAAACUCGUAUUCCCAUCAGCUCCCAUCAGGGAGAAACAGCUGCCACUGCCAACAGACCAGUGAGGAGGGAGAAAUGGAGCAAAGUAGUCACAACUACAGGACUCACAGGACUCUGAUUGAAAAAAGGAUGGACCUAAA